This is a messenger RNA of Phoenix dactylifera (date palm), 1885 nucleotides long. The record is from RefSeq and is a predicted model, not a curated record. NCBI's taxonomy places the organism in Eukaryota, Viridiplantae, Streptophyta, Magnoliopsida, Arecales, Arecaceae.
UCGUCAUCCUGUCUCUCCCUUCCCCCCGCCAGCCCCAUCUGCGCCAUCUUCUGACCUUUGGCUCCUGCAAAAGCCAGCGACCACCAAAUCCUCUGAAUUCGAAUCAAAAGUAAACUAAAAGAUAAUUAAAAAUAUAUCAACCAGCCGAAGAAUUAAAGAAUUAUAUAGAACGAGAUCGAAGAAAUAGAGCGAUCCACCGCUAUUUCUCGAAUGUCUUCAGAGGCAGUUCUCCGGCGAAUGGCGGCCUCCCUCUCUCCUUCCUCCUGGGCCGUGAGGCAGGGGAACUCUUUCCUGUGCCCAUCCAAUCCCUCAUCUUUAAAACGGAUCCCCCGCUGCCCUCCUUCGAUCGGCACUUUCCGUAGAUCGCUUGUGGUCGCGGCGUCUUCGACUUUUGCCAAUCAGAAUCGCGAGUUUGUGAUAGUUGGAGGAGGGAAUGCGGCGGGCUAUGCGGCUCGGACUUUCGUCGAACAUGGGAUGGCCGAUGGUCGGCUCUGCAUAGUUUCCAAAGAGGCCGUUGCACCAUAUGAACGCCCAGCAUUGACAAAAGGUUACUUAUUUCCUCCAGAUAAGAAGCCAGCACGCCUACCUGGUUUUCAUACUUGCGUUGGUUCUGGUGGCGAAAGACAAACCCCUGAGUGGUACAAGGAGCAUGGCAUAGAGGUGCUAUAUCAAGAUCCAGCGGUGGACUUUGAUGUCAAGAAACAAACUUUGACCACAUCAUCGGGGAAACUUUUGAAGUAUGGAUCCCUUAUAAUUUCCACAGGUUGUGCAGCAGUAAGAUUUCCAGAGAAGAUUGGAGGAGGUUUACCAGGAGUUCAUUAUAUACGUGAUGUUGCUGAUGCUGAUAGUCUAGUGUCUUCCCUGGAAAGAGCCAACAAGGUUGCCAUUAUUGGUGGUGGUUAUAUCGGCAUGGAAGUAGCUGCUGCAGCUGCUGGAUGGAACCUUGAUACAACUCUGAUAUUUCCUGAGGAGCAUAUAAUGCCAAGAUUAUUUACACCUUCUCUUGCUCGGAGAUAUGAAGAGCUUUAUCAGAAAAAGGGUAUCCAGUUUGCAAAGGGAGUUCUUAUUGACAAAAUAGAAGCUGGUCCUGAUGGAAGAGUGGCUACUGUUGUUCUUAAAAAUGGAUCCAUCAUAGAAGCAGACACGGUCAUUGUCGGGAUUGGUGCGAAGCCAGUUGUCAGCCCCUUUGAGGUUGUGGGGCUGAACACAGAUGUUGGUGGAAUACAGGUUGACAGCCUUUUCCGAACAAGUGUACCUGGUGUUUUUGCUGUUGGAGACGUGGCAGCAUUUCCUUUGAAGAUGUACAACCGUAUGGCACGAAUGGAACAUGUUGAUCAUGCUCGAAAAUCAGCACAACAUUGUGUUAAGACACUUCUAACUGCCCAUACUCAACCAUAUGACUAUCUGCCAUACUUCUAUUCAAGGGUUUUUGAGUAUGAGGGAAGUGCAAGGAAAGUUUGGUGGCAAUUUUAUGGAGAUAACGUUGGUGAUACAAUUGAAGUUGGAAAUUUUGCUCCAAAGAUUGCCAAUUUCUGGCUCGAUUCUGAUAGCAGAUUGAAAGGAAUAUUUCUUGAGAGCGGAAGCCCUGAGGAAUUUGCACUCCUUCCUCAACUUGCUAAAUCUCAGCCGGUUAUUGAUAAAGCCAAGCUUAGAAGCACAUCUUCUGUGGAGGAUGCUCUAGAGAUUGCUAGGAGCUCCCUCCAGGCACCGAGUAGCUCGGAUGAGGUUAUGGGUUGAGAGCUGAAAGAGUAUGGUUUAGCUAGUUGUCCCUCAAUAAGUGAUCUGUAUCAAAAAAUUAUUUUAUAAUUUUGGAGGAAAAGUUUUUAUUUAACUAAAAUUUUCUAAAUACCAUAUCAUUCAUUAUAUCUAUUUAUAAAUUGAGUAA